Messenger RNA from Trifolium pratense (red clover), 1210 nucleotides. Its product is annotated as ribosomal RNA-processing protein 8-like. Lineage: Eukaryota; Viridiplantae; Streptophyta; Magnoliopsida; Fabales; Fabaceae. The record is from RefSeq and is a predicted model, not a curated record. Bases 285 to 1094 code for a protein of 269 amino acids. Gene Ontology annotation, molecular function: methyltransferase activity. The transcript is spliced from 9 exons. Gene Ontology annotation, cellular component: nucleolus.
CCAUCUCUUUUUCUUUCCUGCUUGAACCUAGAAGUGUAGAACAAAACGACUUGCACUGUAGCAGCCGCAACAUAACAAAGAGGGUAAAAGAGGAAGAUGAAGAAAAAUAAAUAUGCCCCAAUCGAUUGUCUUCAACUUAGAAGCUAGGAAUAAUUUUUGUUACUCUCUCUCAUUGCUCUCAAAUCCCAAUCUUAGAAGGAUUAUUGCAUUCUAUCAAUUGUCCUAACAUCUGGAUCACGCCGCCGUCGUGAUUGGGUCACCGGUGAAGAAGAUUGUGUGAGGCAAUGACCAACAAAAAGCGAAAGAGAAACAACAACAACAACAACAACAAAAAUGAUGUAUCAAAAAAGAAUCAACAAGAAAUUUUAUCAGCUUCUUCUACUCCUAAGCGAACAAAGUCAAAUCAACCCUCCAAUUUUCUCCAAAAGAUGCGAGCGAGGUUAUCUGGUGGCCACUUUAGGAUGAUUAACGAAAAGCUCUACACUUGCACUGGGAAGGAGGCACUUAAUUAUUUCCGUGAAGAUUCAUCUUUAUUUAACUUGUAUCAUGCAGGGUACAAAACACAAAUGUCUAAUUGGCCAGAACAGCCAGUUAAUGUAAUUAUUAAGUGGCUGAAAAAACAGAACCCUUCUUUUGUUGUUGCUGAUUUUGGUUGUGGGGAAGCACUCAUUUCCAAAAGCGUGAAGAAUACUGUCUUCUCUCUAGACCUUGUCUCCAAUGAUCCAGAUGUAAUUGCUUGUGACAUGGCAAAUACUCCACUAGAUUCCUCAUCUGCUGAUGUUGCUGUGUUCUGUCUUUCACUGAUGGGAACCAACUAUCAAACUUACCUUGAAGAAGCAUACAGGGUGCUUAAGCUAGGUGGCUGGCUCUUGAUAGCAGAAGUAAAGAGCAGGUUUGAUCCAAAUAAUGGAGGCGCAGACCCAGAGAAGUUUUCAAAGGCUAUUUCUGAGCUAGGAUUUAACUCUGUGAAAAGGGACUUCUCAAAUAAAAUGUUUAUUUUGUUUUACUUCACGAAAAAGGAAAAGCACGAUUCUAAAAGGAAGAAGGAAAUUGAAUGGCCAUCACUUAAACCUUGUUUAUACAAGCGUCGUUGAGACUGAUUAUUUUAUAUGUUUAUACACUAUCAUUGUGUGGACGAAAGUCAAAUCAUAUUUGUUGUUAGCAUGGCCAGUGAAUCUCAAAAGUUGUUGUAUUAUUUGGUUCUUUACAA